UUCAGCAAUGUGAUUCUUCACCCAAUUUUCAGCAUACAUAUUCCAUUGAAGCUCCUAUUUGCUGUCUUUCACAUUUCCAUCAAGUUUCGUAAUCUGAACUUAAAGAAUCAGCCACCAUGUAUUACUUUGAUGAGGGCUCAGGAGCCAUUGCCGCCAUGUCAUCAGUCCUCGGGAUCACUACCGCGGUCGUCGUCCUGCGCUUUGGAUUACGCACCUGUCGGAAGGUUCAGUUCGGACUGGACGAUUGGUCAAUGGCUGCCUCACUAAUUCUAGUUUGGGGUUUGUAUGCUGUUGCUGUCCACGCCAUAUUGUAUGCUGGAACCUCACCCUAUUGGGAAUACAAUGCCUAUACAACCGGAGAACUUAUGCUGUGGAUUGGCCAACUGUUGUAUGUUUCUUCUAUCACCACUGUGAAAGUCAGCGUCUUGAGCACGUACCUCCGCAUAUUCCCCACUCGGUUUGUGAAGUGGGGUGCAGGCAUCAUAGGGACCAUUGCGAUCAUGUGGUUCCUGUCCACCAUCCUUGUCUCUAUCUUCCUAUGUCAACCUGUGGCCAGGUCCUGGGACCUUUCGAUUCCUGGGACUUGUUUCGACGGCAAACUCUUCCUGCUGGGCAACAGCAUACCCAACAUACUCACAGACAUGGCCAUCUUAUGUCUUCCAAUAUACGAAGUCUAUCAUCUGCAAGUGAGCCUGGCAAAGAAGCUUGGCCUUUGUCUCGUAUUUAUGCUAGGUAGUCUGGUGGUUAUUGUAAGUAUCUACAGAUUGAGGAUCCUUAUUGAGAUCCAUAGCAAUACCUCUGAGUCGGACUCGGAACUCAUCAUGUCCAUGAACGAGAUAAGUAUUUGGACAGUUGUUGAGCCUGCAGCAGGGAUGAUAUCUGCGUCUCUCCCGUCUUUAGGGCCUCUAUUUUCCCAACCCGGGCGCCUGCUUUCUUGCAUGAGGUCAAAGAAAGCUCCAAAGCGUGAUGUAAGACGAGCUGGCCCGACACUUGUCACAAUAGGGGCUCGGGACAGACAGGGAGGUCAAGAAAGCUUCCGCAUGGGAGGGAGCGCUAUGUUGAGAUGGCUAUGACUGGAAGCACUGUAGAAGAAUCUUAGGAUACUGAGUCUGGGAACGACGAGGAGUGUCGCCUGACUUAUUCAGAGCCCAGGGCACAUCAGGGCACCUGAUCAAGAAAGUCAAUCAGCCGGUCUAGUGCAGGAUAUCAGGAUUCUUUUAUGCAUUCAGUCAUGUGCUUUUGCCUGAAUUAGGAAUUAAAAAAAAUGUUAGCAUUCCUUAGA
Molecule: messenger RNA, 1282 nt
Organism: Diaporthe batatas
Lineage: Eukaryota; Fungi; Ascomycota; Sordariomycetes; Diaporthales; Diaporthaceae
Exons: 4
Coding region: 117-1073 (318 amino acids)
Source: RefSeq, a predicted model, not a curated record